Symphalangus syndactylus (siamang) is the source of this 6098-nucleotide messenger RNA. RefSeq names its product sortilin related VPS10 domain containing receptor 2 (gene SORCS2). Gene Ontology annotation, molecular function: protein binding. Gene Ontology annotation, cellular component: membrane. NCBI's taxonomy places the organism in Eukaryota, Metazoa, Chordata, Mammalia, Primates, Hylobatidae. The record is from RefSeq and is a predicted model, not a curated record.
CCCCAGCGCCCUCCUGCUCUCCCGGCUGAGGUCCCCUCGUCCGCGCCGCCCCGCCGCCGGCUCCGCUGCAGCCCCUGGCGACCAUGGCGCACCGGGGGCCCUCGCGCGCCCCGAAGGGCGCCGGCCCCACCGCUCGAGCCCCGCGCCCCGGGGCUCCGCCGCCGCCGCGCUCGCCGCGCUCGCGGCCGCUCCUGCUGCUGCUGCUGCUGCUGGGCGUCUGCGGGGCGGCGGGGCGCUCCCCCGAGCCCGGGCGCCUGGGUCCUUACGCCCAACUGAGCCGGGUGCCGCGGAGCCCUCCCGCGGGGCGCGCGGAGCCCGGUGGCGGCGAAGCACGGCAGGCGCGCGGCACGGAGCCAGGCGCCCCGGGUCCGAGUCCCGGUCCAGCUCCGGGUCCCGGCGAGGACGGCGCCCCCGCCGUGGGCUACCGGCGCUGGGAGCGGGCGGCGCCGCUGGCCGGAGUGGCUUCGCGGGCGCAAGUCUCGCUCAUCAGCACGUCGUUCGUGCUCAAGGGGGACGCGACACACAACCAGGCGAUGGUGCACUGGACAGGCGAGAACAGCAGCGUGAUCUUGAUCCUGACGAAGUACUACCACGCAGACAUGGGGAAGGUUCUGGAAAGUUCUCUGUGGCGGUCAUCAGAUUUCGGGACGUCCUACACCAAGCUCACCCUCCAGCCUGGCGUCACCACCGUCAUCGACAAUUUCUACAUCUGCCCGACCAACAAGAGGAAGGUCAUCCUUGUCAGCUCCUCACUCAGUGACCGGGACCAGAGCCUAUUCCUCAGCGCGGACGAAGGCGCCACCUUUCAGAAGCAGCCCAUUCCCUUCUUCGUGGAAACUCUGAUUUUCCACCCUAAGGAGGAGGACAAGGUCCUCGCCUACACAAAGGAGAGCAAGCUCUACGUGUCAUCUGACUUGGGGAAGAAGUGGACACUUCUGCAAGAGCGAGUGACCAAAGACCACGUGUUCUGGUCUGUGUCUGGGGUGGACGCUGACCCUGACUUGGUCCACGUGGAAGCCCAGGACCUCAGUGGAGACUUUCGGUACGUCACCUGCCCGAUCCACAAUUGCUCCGAGAAGAUGCUGACGGCCCCGUUCACAGGCCCCAUUGACCACGGGUCUCUGACUGUGCAGGACGAUUACAUCUUCUUUAAGGCAACAUCAGCAAACCGGACAAAAUACUAUGUCUCUUAUCGUCGCAAUGAAUUUGUCCUGAUGAAGCUGCCGAAGUAUGCAUUGCCAAAGGAUCUGCAGAUCAUCAGCACGGACGAGAGUCAGGUGUUCGUGGCGGUGCAGGAGUGGUACCAGAUGGACACCUACAACCUGUACCAGUCGGACCCGCGGGGCGUGCGCUACGCGCUGGUGCUGCAGGACGUGCGCAGCUCGCGGCAGGCGGAGGAGAGCGUGCUCAUCGACAUCCUGGAGGUCAGAGGGGUGAAAGGAGUCUUCCUGGCAAACCAAAAAAUUGAUGGGAAAGUGAUGACGCUUAUAACCUACAACAAGGGCCGCGACUGGGAUUACCUGAGGCCACCCAGCAUGGACAUGAAUGGAAGACCAACCAACUGCAAGCCUCCAGACUGCCACCUGCACCUGCACCUGCGCUGGGCAGACAACCCCUAUGUAUCAGGCACUGUGCACACCAAGGACACCGCCCCAGGCCUCAUCAUGGGUGCAGGUAACCUGGGCUCACAGCUGGUGGAAUAUAAAGAAGAAAUGUACAUCACAUCAGACUGCGGUCACACCUGGCGGCAGGUGUUUGAGGAAGAGCAUCACAUCCUGUACCUGGACCACGGCGGCGUGAUCGUGGCCAUCAAAGACACCUCCAUCCCCUUGAAGAUCCUCAAGUUCAGUGUGGAUGAGGGCCUCACCUGGAGCACACACAACUUCACCAGCACCUCGGUGUUCGUGGACGGGCUGCUGAGCGAGCCGGGGGACGAGACGCUGGUCAUGACGGUCUUUGGCCACAUCAGCUUCCGCUCCGACUGGGAGCUGGUCAAGGUGGACUUCCGGCCCUCAUUCUCCAGGCAGUGUGGCGAGGAGGACUACAGCUCCUGGGACCUUUCCAACCUGCAGGGCGACCGCUGUAUCAUGGGCCAGCAGAGAAGUUUCCGGAAGAGAAAGUCUACGUCCUGGUGCAUCAAGGGGAGGAGCUUCACGUCGGCGCUCACGUCCCGCGUGUGCGAGUGCCGGGACUCGGACUUCCUGUGCGACUACGGAUUUGAGCGCUCCCCCUCCUCAGAGUCCAACACCAACAAGUGCUCUGCCAACUUCUGGUUUAACCCAUUGUCCCCACCUGACGACUGUGCCCUGGGCCAGACCUACACCAGCAGCCUUGGGUACCGGAAAGUGGUGUCCAACGUGUGUGAGGGUGGGGUGGACCUGCAGCAGAGUCAGGUGCAGCUGCAGUGCCCCCUCACGCCGCCCCGAGGCCUGCAGAUCAGCAUCCAAGGUGAGGCGGUGGCCGUGCGGCCUGGAGAGGACGUCCUGUUUGUGGUGCGGCAGGAGCAGGGCGAUGUCCUGACCACCAAGUACCAGGUGGACCUUGGGGAUGGCUUCAAGGCCAUGUACGUGAACCUUACACUGACCGGGGAGCCCAUCCGGCACCGCUACGAGAGCCCCAGCAUCUACCGCGUGUCCGUCAGGGCAGAGAACAUGGCAGGCCACGAUGAGGCGGUGCUCUUUGUCCAGGUCAACUCCCCCCUGCAGGCCCUUUACCUGGAGGUGGUUCCUGUCAUUGGCAUCAACCAGGAGGUGAACCUCACAGCUGUGCUGCUUCCCUUGAACCCCAACCUCACUGUCUUCUACUGGUGGAUCGGCCAUAGCCUGCAGCCCCUCCUUUCCCUGGAUAAUUCUGUGACAACGCGGUUUUCGGACACGGGCGACGUGCGUGUGACGGUGCAGGCCGCCUGUGGGAACUCGGUGCUGCAGGACUCCAGGGUCCUCCGUGUGCUGGAUCAAUUUCAGGUCGUGCCUCUGCAGUUUUCCAAGGAGCUGGAUGCCUACAACCCCAACACGCCUGAGUGGAGGGAAGACGUGGGCCUGGUGGUCACCCAGCUGCUCUCCAAGGAGACCAGCGUCCCUCAGGAGCUGCUGGUGACCGUGGUGAAGCCGGGGCUGCCCACUUUGGCCGACCUGUACGUGCUCCUGCCCCCACCCAGGCCCACGAGGAAGAGGAGCCUCUCGAGUGAUAAGAGACUCGCCGCCAUCCAGCAGGUACUGAACGCACAGAAGAUCAGCUUCCUCCUGCGAGGCGGAGUCCGGGUCCUGGUGGCCCUGCGGGACACGGGCACAGGUGCGGAGCAGCUGGGCGGCGGCGGCGGCUACUGGGCGGUAGUGGUGCUGUUUGUCAUCGGGCUCUUCGCGGCGGGAGCCUUCAUCCUCUACAAGUUCAAAAGGAAACGGCCGGGCAGGACCGUGUACGCCCAAAUGCACAACGAGAAGGAGCAGGAGAUGACCAGCCCCGUGAGUCACAGUGAGGACGUCCAGGGCGCUGUCCAGGGUGAGGAGUUUAUAGAUGAUGAUCUCGACUCGCAGACUCUAGGCAACCACUCAGGCGUGGUCUUGAGCAUCAACUCCCGAGAGAUGCACAGCUACCUGGUGAGCUGAUGCCGCCCCAGCAUCUGUCGUUUCACCCACGGAGGGCACAGAACCACCAGCGAAGCCGGCCGCUGGACUGGCGCCCCUCGGAGACCUGCGGAAAGCCCCCUCCCCAAGUCGUCCCCACACCAGGCGACAAACACCAACCCCUCUGAUAAAUCCAAGCCCGCCCAGGCCCACGGGGGCCCACGGGACCCCUGGACAUGGCCCUGCCCCUAUGGGACACCAGGCCUGACUCGGACGGGUUCUGCCCCCAGACCCCACACAAGGCCACCCCACAUGCUGUCGCUCAGCCAGAGGCCUGACUUCUCCCGGCUGAGGCUGGUCGUCCUGGAGCCCGCCCAGUACCUCGGGCUGCAAGAGCUGCAGACCCGUUCAGACACUGCGUUGCGGGCUCCUUCCCCGCAGAGGCCGGGGCCUCCCUGACUUUGCUUCUUCACUCCCACCUGUGCGGCCGCCCAGUCCCUCUGUGGGAGCCCGGGAGCCAGGCCCUCCCAACACCACACCACCCUCCAGGCCCCCCUGCCCUCCGGCUGGAAACUGCAGCUCUGUAAAUGCCUCUCUAGGCAGCUGUUGGCGGUGGGGGGCGGGGGGGGGCAUCUCACUCUCUGUCUUUAUAGCCGGCAGUAGCCACUGGGGUGGCUCUGUCAGAGCCCCGUACUAGGGAGCCCCUUUCCCUGAGUGCCCAGGGUGCCUCCUCUGCCCAGAGGGGCAGCUCUCCCUGGUUCUCCCCAGGGCAGACGGGGUGGGGCAGGCUCAGGACCCAGUGCCCAUGGUUCCUCACUCCUGCCAGCAAGCAGCACCAUCCUGCAGGCUUCUCCCACCUGAUGGCUCUUCUCCCACCGGGUCUGGGCUCUGGAAGGAGCCAGAAGCCCCCAGAAAGGUGGGUGGUGGAGACAGCUCCGGACGUACCAGUUUUCUGCAGUUCCUUAUAGGCGAAGGGACCCGGAUGGAAACCAAUCUGGGAGAGGCUGAGGAUGGCAGGGCUAGAAGGGCCAUCAGGGUGCCCCUCAUUUUCAAGAAGGGGAAACUGAGGCCCAGGGAGGAGAGUGACUGAAGGUCACAGCAAGGUCACAGCAGAGGUGGCCCUGAACCCAGCCCUCUGUGCCCCAGUGCUGUGCGGUCUCCACACCCCCACAGGUUCCUAGAAUCAGGGAUGUUAGUGUGUUAGUGUAAGUCUAUAAGAAUAUAGGGGGGUGGGGGGUCACCUUUUGCCUUGAAAUGGGAACUCAGUAGCCCCUUCCUCCUCCUCGCUCCUUCCCCUCCUCUCUGGCAGGGAUCUCAGGUGACCGUGGCCUCCCUCUCAGAGGGGGAGAACGUCAGAGCCCUGGCUGGUGACGUGCUGGCUGGGGGUGAAUCCCAAUGAGGGUCCCUCUCAGAGCGGGAGAAUGCCACAGCCCUGGCUGGUGGCGCGCUGGCUGGGGGUGAAUCUGAAUGACAGUGCAGACGUUCUCCCAUGCGCCAUGUCUGAGCUUGGGGGCGUUGCCUCAUUUUCCCUAGAAAAGCAACAUGGUCCAUUAGAGGGGAAAGCCCAGGGGUGAAUCUUCACACCCCAAACAGUGCCCGGUGGGGAGGAGGCGCCCGCUCCUUGUUGAGUAAACCACCCGUGGAGACUGGAGCCUCGUAUCCCUGGGUCGGGGGGCGUCCAAGGCCACAGGACAAGGGGAGCACCCUGGGCCACACAGGCGUGGAGGUGUCGCCACCCCUGCCACCUGCCCCCCAGACCCAAAGCUCUCUCCCCACCCUGCCUGCCCACCUGGGGCUCCUGUGUGCCCCCUCCCCGCUCCAGAGGCCACCCUGCAAGUUGUCCUCAAGGUCCUCCUUGAGAUGGGAUCCAGGACGUGGGGCCAUGACUCUCUGGGACCUUGCCACAGCCCCCACUCCCCUGGUUGCAGUCUGCAAGGACGCCUUUGCAGGGACUUUUAUCCUGCUGGCCACCCCACCCACACCUGUCCCUGGCCAGCAGGCCGCCUGCAAGCGUCAGGCACACAGGGACAGACAUGGCGAGCACAGUGCAGCCCCGGGGCCCACAGGCAACAUGGAACCCUGGGAACUGCCCUCCCCCUUAGCUCACAGUGCCUGCGGUAGCCACUCUAGGUCGUUGGCCUUCCUUGCCCACUCCAUUUAAUUCUCUCAGCUGUCUGGGGAGGGUUUUUCUCCUUAGUUAUUUGUGGGUUUCCUGUAUUUUAUGUUAAUAUUUCUAUUAAGAAGAUUUUGGGCAUGUGGACCCAAGCACCUGGGAAGGAGGUGGCAUCUGAGACAGCCUGAUACGUUCCCGUCUGUGCACCCAUGGAGAUCGAGGCGGGGGCCCGUGGCUGUCCCUGGUUGUAAAUUCGAAGGUCUGCAUAUCUGACGUUCGGGUAGACCUGGGCACCUGGGAACGAGGCCAUCAGCUGCCAUGCACAUGACAAAGAGACAAUGCAUUCCUUCUUAUUUUUCCUUUUUAAAAAUCGAUGAAUCAUUUGUGAUGCUUUUAACAAAGAUUAAAUGAAUUUGAUCAGC